Molecule: messenger RNA, 1692 nt
Organism: Melitaea cinxia (Glanville fritillary)
Lineage: Eukaryota; Metazoa; Arthropoda; Insecta; Lepidoptera; Nymphalidae
Gene: spz5
Product: protein spaetzle 5
Exons: 7
Coding region: 1-1692 (563 amino acids)
Biological process (GO): central nervous system formation; innate immune response; regulation of Toll signaling pathway
Cellular component (GO): extracellular region
Molecular function (GO): Toll binding; nucleic acid binding; growth factor activity
Source: RefSeq, a predicted model, not a curated record
AUGAUUGAAGAACACUACAAUAAGCAAAGUGAUAAAGUGUACCCUCACAGUUCCAAAAAAGCUGCUCAAGUUGUCGUAAAGGUACAACGUGGUCAUCAUCCUGCAUCAGUGAUGGUUUGGUGGGCGUGUUAUCAAGGAAUCACAAAACUACAUUUUUGUGAAAAAGGAGUGAAAAGUUCAGCCAAAGUGUAUCAAGGUACAAUCUUGGAUCAUGUUGUAAAACCUCUCAGCAACACACUUUUUAAAAAUAUACCGUGGACUUUCCAGCAGGUCUCUGCACCUGGUCUCAAGGCACGAACUAUCCAAGCCUGGCUUGAAACUAACGUUCCGGACUUUAUAAGAGUUGAAGACUGGCCCUCAUCUAGCCCAAACCUCAACCCUUUAGACUUUAAAUUGUGGUCAGUUUUGGAGGACAUGGCCUGCUUUAAAGGACACGGCGACAUUGAGUCUCUUAAAAAAUCUUUGGAGCAAGCAGUGGCGAAAUUUGCCUUGGAAACAAUAGUGUGGGCGGUAAGCGAUUGCACGGGUUACAAUUGUCCAUACGGCCAGAACUGUGCGUUUGAGCCCGCCCCUCCGGGCCGCGCGCCCGCUUGCGCUCAGCCUGGCCUCACGUACUGCCUGCACCCUGAUCCUUACCCUGAAAAAGUAAUAAGAAAAUUGGUUGAAGCUGGCCAAUAUGACAUACGAACUCUCCUGUCAGAUGAAAGUCGGGACGACUUCGAGUCAAAUAAGAAAACAAACUACCCGUACGGGUACGGGCCGAACUCUUUACCCCACGUGGAUCAGAUCUCGCUUGUUAAUGAAGACUUUACCAAGGACUACAAUACGAAAUUUCAUUCAAAAUUUAAUCACGAUAUAUUUUCUGACAAAACGCCGUUACAGCCACCGUCAGCAAUCAACCCGAAUCCAUACAACAUAAAAGCGUAUCAAGCAUCAAAUUACUCCAAAUUCGGUUUUCAAGGGUACCAUAAUACUGCGCCAACGUACUGGAACCCAGCUCUCAACCAGUACGAAUACGACAACAGACGUUUACGACACAACACAGAACCAAACUUGAACAUUUAUAAUCCUAAUUAUUUCAAUUCGCCCCUGUACCAAAAUUAUGAUACUGAUUGGCUCAGAGCGUCAAGUGGCGUCACGCAGUACAACCCGAAUGAAUGGUGGAAAUACAUAACACCGUCGCGGUCUGACGCUGACGUGACGAUACAAAGGUCCGUCACGUUUCCUACACGUACAACAACUCUCCGACAGACUCGACGAAAACGUAACGCGGAGCUAGUAGAGGCUGCCGCUGCGAGGACCCUUACUGGUGCUGAAGCGUUGAAGAUAGCUCUUGGAUUAGCUAAUGAAGACGAGUCAGCUGAACGGCCAAGGCGUCAGGCUGCAAAUACCGAGGAAUUGUGCCGCGUACGUACACAAUUUAUCAAUCCCCGUGCUGCUCUCAACAACAAGGGUAAUUGGCGGUAUGUCGUUAACAUGCCAGACAAUAUGACACAACUUGUACGAGCCGAAAUUUGCACAUCAACUGAAUGCAGUGGGCUGUGCACGAUACCUCUUGGAUACACUUCUAGAUGCGAACAAAAAUAUAUACAGAAACGAUUGGUAGCGCUGGAAUCGAGUGGACAGAACUUGUACACAGAUGUUUUUUGGAUUCCAAGUUGUUGCCAAUGUACAAUUAUAAAUAAUAAUUAA